Molecule: messenger RNA, 1905 nt
Organism: Camellia sinensis
Lineage: Eukaryota; Viridiplantae; Streptophyta; Magnoliopsida; Ericales; Theaceae
Product: 4-coumarate--CoA ligase-like 9
Molecular function (GO): CoA-ligase activity
Source: RefSeq, a predicted model, not a curated record
CAUUAUGGUUAAUAGAUAUAGUUUCAUCAAAAUUCAAAAUCCAAACAAUACACAUAUACAUAUACAGCCCAAAAAAAUGGCGCAUCCAAUCCGUAUCCCUAAUCCUAAUCCUAAUCCAUCUUCUUCUUCCAUUGAUCCGAACAGUGGUUUCUGCUCAGAGACCAAAAGCUACCACAGCAUCAGACCCCACUCUCUCCUUCCUCCCGAAACCACCUCUCUUUCAAUCACCGACUUUGUCUUCUCUCUCCUCCUCCAAAACUCUCCCUCCUCACCGGAAACCACCGCUGCACUCAUCGACGCCGCCACCCGCCGCCGCAUUCCCUAUCCCGAUGUCGUAACCCGUACCAAAACCCUAGCCGCCUCUCUUCACCACCAAAUCGGACUCUCCAAUGGCCACUCCGCCUUUGUUCUCUCCCCGAACUCAGUUCAAAUCCCGAUUCUCUACCUCUCUCUGUUCUCUCUCGGCGUUACCGUCUCUGCUUCCAAUCCGACUAGCUCCAAAUCCGAAAUUUCUCGUCAAAUCGACCUCUCCAAACCGGUUAUCGCCUUCGCUAUCUCCGACACCGCUCACAAUCUCCCCUCACUUCUCCACCGUACGAUUAUUCUCGAUUCGCCGGAGUUCGAGUCCAUGAUGACGAAUCGAACUCGAAAAUUUCAUCGAAUUAGCGUUUCUCAGUCCGACACGGCGGCGAUUCUCUACUCCUCGGGAACUACCGGCAAAUCCAAAGGCGUGGAGCUGAGUCACCGGAACUUCAUAUCGUCGUUGGCCGGAUCACAAGCUUCUCGUCCGGUGAGAUUUUCGCCGGCGGUUAGUUUCUGUGCGGUUCCGUACUUCCACGUGUACGGAUUUCUGUUGUGUGUGACGGCGGUGGCCAUGGGGGAGAGUUUGGUGUCUUUUGGGAGGUUUGAUGUAGGGAUGAUGAUCAGAGCGAUUGAUGAGUUUAGGGUCACACGAGUGGCCUUGGCCCCACCUGUUAUUGUUGCGAUGGUGAGAAAGGGUGAUUUGAUGGACGGCGGCCACGAUUUGAGUUCGCUGGAGGUGGUGGGGUGCGGCGGAGCUCCGCUGCCGAACGCCGUUAUUGAGAGGUUUAAGAAGAGGUUUCCCGGGGUGCUAGUAGCGCAGUCAUAUGGUCUGACAGAAUCAACUGGCGGAAUAUCGCGAACGAUAGGUCUAAUUGAAAGCCAAAUUUUAGGGUCAUCCGGCCGUCUGAUGUCAUAUUGCCAAGCCAAAAUUGUAGACGUUGAGACCGGUAUCAACUUACCUCCUUUCAAGCAUGGGGAACUUUGGGUUGGAGGCCCAUACAUAAUGAAAGGCUACGUUAAUGACAAAGAAGCAACUGCAGCUAUUAUGGAUUCAGAGGGAUGGUUAAGAACUGGGGACAUCUGUUAUUUUGACAAUGAAGGAUUCUUAUACGUGGUGGACCGUAUAAAGGAGUUAAUCAAAUACAAAGGCUAUCAGGUUGCUCCAGUGGAGCUGGAAAAUCUACUUCAAACCCAUCCACAUAUUGUUGAUGCUGCCGUGGUUCCGUACCCAGAUGAGGAAGCAGGUCAAGUACCCAUGGCCUUUGUUGUAAGACAACCUGAGAGCACUAUUGAUGAAUCACAGAUCAAGGAUUUUAUUGCAAGACAGGUGGCUCCAUACAAGAAAAUAAGGAGAGUAUUAUUCAUUGAUUCAAUACCCAAAAAUGCUCCUGGCAAGGUGUUGAGAAAAGAAUUGAUCAAGCUUGCAUUAUCUGAUUCUGGUGUUUCCUCCAAGUUAUAACUCUUUCUUAGUUCUUGUUUGUUUAUUUAUUAAUGUGUUAAAAAUAAAAAGAAGUUAUUUGGAAGGGAAGAAAAUGUAAACAUCUUUCUUUGUAAUCAUUGCAAUCAAAAUAAUACAUCAGCUGUCCUCUCCAUUUGUGAAGA